Messenger RNA from Parascedosporium putredinis, 1803 nucleotides. The record is from the annotation of a GenBank genome assembly. NCBI's taxonomy places the organism in Eukaryota, Fungi, Ascomycota, Sordariomycetes, Microascales, Microascaceae.
AUGCGGACCAGCAGCCGGGGUUUCGCAGCUCUGGCUGGCGCCUUUCUCGGCGCGGGCCUGGCCAAUGCCGGUGUUUUGCCCACCCGAACCGACCAGAUUGGUGUCAAUCCCGUCACCAUCUAUCCCAUCGAUCACAUUCCAACACACCCUACCCCUGAUCCCAACGCCCCCACCAUCACGCAGGUACCCACCAUCACCACCGUGGACGGCAACCCAGCUCCCAUCCGCACCACCGUGCCCAUGGAGCGCUUCUUCGAGGUCGAGAUGGCCGAAAACGGCGCGGUGGCCAUCAAGAUCGUCAACUCUGGCUUCGCCGACUUCCUCAAGUCCGUCUUCACCGAGGCCGCGUGCGGUGUCCCCGGUGCCAAGGCCCGGCGCCAGCUCCUCGGUCGCCAGGGUGACAUCAAGGGCUGGAAGGAUCGGGCUAAGAUGAUCUCGAACCUGUACCAGGAGAUGCUGGACAAGACCCAGGAGAACGCGGCCACAGCCGAUGUCAAGAAGCUCCUUCAGCAGUUCAAGGAGGAUAACCCGGAGUGGACCGGUACUGAGGCGGAUGCCAUGACUGAUGCGGGUGUUGACUACACCAUUGGUGCCGACGAGAUUGGCAUUGCGGAGCUUGAAGCCCAGGGUGGCGCAUCCGGCGAGCUGGGUACUCUCGGUAUGAGUGUCAUGAACAUGCUCUACCGCCUGUUCCAGGAGGACAUCGUGCAGGGCGCCGCCGCCGUCGCGGUCGGAGUCAAGGGUGCCACGGUUGCCGAGGACCUUAUCAAGACUCUGCAGACUUUCCGCACCACCACCACCACUACCCGCACCACCACUAGCAGCUGCCCCGCGGCGACCGAGACCAACAUCCAGAGGCCCGAGUGUGGUACCGACAACUGCAAGUACAAGCCCAAGGCCAACGGACUUGGCCCCGGCGGCGUUUGCGAUGGUGGCCCCAAUGACGGGUGCGACUGCAACCCCAGCCGCUUCGAGCUCAUCAACUUCCGCAACCCAUCCAUCGACAUCAUGGUUCUCUUCGCCGACGCCUUCACCCCCAAGGAUAUGCCCCCCAAGCUCUUCAGGCGCCUCGCUUCCGACUUCUGCAGCACAUGGACCACCUGGCGCCUAGAUAAAGGCGUUGAGCGAUCCUACAGCGCCGGUCAGGUCGCCUGGAGGGGUUAUGAGGAUUGGGAGUUCAAGUUCAAGUGGGAGCCCAAGGAGGGCAAGAAGUGCGAGAACACUUGCGAGCAAAUCUUCAUGGACGCCUUUGGCCUCAACGGUGACUGCGCACCCGAAGACCACAAGUUCUCCCACAAGGGCUCGAUCGAGCUCGAAUGCGGCACCGGCUCUUUCGAGGUCAUCGACCCCGCGACUAAGCCCCACGCCGACAAGAGCACUCUCUACGGCGAUUUCUGCAACCGGCUCGAGGCUGGCGAGUUCAUCUCGACCUACGACAUCCAGGCUGACGGAUGGAAGAUGAUUCUCUCGACGGACAAGCGCUCGGGUAACGAGUGCACGACCAAGUGCAACGACGCCUUUGCCGCCAUCAACGACGCUUGCGGCAAGCGCAAGGACGCCGGCAAGCUCGCGGACAAGGGCUGGUUCGACGCCGGCUGUGUCAUUUAUGGUUAUGAGGUCACCGACAAGGUGGAGGAGCCCAAGCCCGAGGAGCCCGCGCCGCCCCCGGCCAACCCUCCUCCUGCUAGGUCUCUUUGUAACAAGGACAGCGACUGCAACCAGUGGACUUGCGACGGGGGCAGGAAGCCCGGUUGCAGCAGCCAGGUUUCUGGCGACCCGCUGACCAAGUACUGCGCUUGCUAA